AUGGCGUGGACCGUUUUCGCUUGCAUCCACAUUGUCAUCCGCCAGUUCCGUCUUAAGGACGAUCCAAACCUGGUGCUGGGCAAUAACGUCUUUAUUUACGUCGUCAUGUCCACAAUAUCGACCAUUGGCCCCUGCUUCGUCAUGUCCUUUAUGUAUCUCGACCCCUGGCGCAUGUUCACCUCCUUCCUGCAGUACCUGAUCCUCCUGCCGUCGUACAUCUGCACGCUGCAGAUCUACGCCAUCUGCAACACGCAUGACGUGACCUGGGGUACCAUGAGCGAUAACUUGAACAAAACCGACCUGGGCAUUGCCAAGGGUGAUGGUUCGAAGGUCGUGCUAGAAACGCCCUCUAAACAGUUAGACAUUGACUCUGGGUACGACGAAGCCCUCCGCAACCUGCGCGAUCGCGUCGAGGUGCCCAAGCAACUAUCUCCGAGGAACAGCUGCAGCAAGAUUACUACAAGAGCGUCCGUACCUACAUGGUGCUAG
This is a messenger RNA of Thermochaetoides thermophila DSM 1495, 489 nucleotides long. RefSeq lists its product as uncharacterized. NCBI's taxonomy places the organism in Eukaryota, Fungi, Ascomycota, Sordariomycetes, Sordariales, Chaetomiaceae. Gene Ontology annotation, cellular component: cell periphery; cell septum. Bases 1 to 489 code for a protein of 162 amino acids. The transcript has a single exon. The record is from RefSeq and is a predicted model, not a curated record. Gene Ontology annotation, molecular function: chitin synthase activity.